Messenger RNA from Onychostruthus taczanowskii (white-rumped snowfinch), 1742 nucleotides. RefSeq names its product VPS26 endosomal protein sorting factor C (gene VPS26C). The coding region runs from base 76 to 969 and encodes 297 amino acids. NCBI's taxonomy places the organism in Eukaryota, Metazoa, Chordata, Aves, Passeriformes, Passeridae. Gene Ontology annotation, cellular component: endosome. The record is from RefSeq and is a predicted model, not a curated record. The transcript is spliced from 8 exons. Gene Ontology annotation, biological process: intracellular protein transport.
CCCGGAUGUGGCGGGGGCGGGGUUGAGGCGCACUCCGCCCCGGAUCACGUGAGGCGGCGGUCACGUGACGCAGCGAUGGGGACGGCGCUGGACGUGCGGGUGAAGCGCGCCGGGAAGGUCUAUCGCGAUGGGGAAAUCCUUUCUGGAGUGGUGGUCAUAACCAGUAAGGACACAGUGCAGCACCAGGGGAUCUCCUUAACCAUGGAGGGCUCAGUGAAUCUGCAGCUCAGUGCCAAAAAUGUGGGUGUGUUUGAGGCCUUCUGCAACACUGCCAAGCCUAUCCAGAUUAUCAACAGCACCAUUGAAAUGCUGAAACCAGGGAAGCUCCCCAGUGGCAAGACAGAAAUUCCCUUUGAAUUCCCACUGCAAAUGAAGGGCAACAAAGUUCUCUAUGAGACAUACCAUGGAGUCUUUGUCAACAUCCAGUACACCCUGCGCUGUGACAUGAGACGUUCCCUGCUGGCAAAGGACCUGACCAAGACUUGUGAGUUCAUUGUCCACUCCCUGUCACAGAAGGGGAAGCUGCUGCCAAGCCCUGUGGACUUCACCAUUACUCCUGAAACUCUGCAAAAUGUUAAAGAGAGAGCCUCCCUCCCCAAAUUCGUGAUCAGAGGGCACCUGAACUCCACCAACUGUGUGAUCACGCAGCCGCUGACGGGGGAGCUGGUGGUGGAGAGCGCCGAGGCGGCCGUCAAGAGCAUCGAGCUGCAGCUCGUGCGUGUGGAGACCUGUGGGUGUGCUGAGGGCUAUGCCAGGGAUGCCACAGAGAUCCAGAACAUCCAGAUCGCCGACGGCGACGUCUGCAGGGGCCUCCCCAUCCCCAUCCACAUGGUGUUCCCCAGGCUCUUCACCUGCCCCACCCUGGAAACAACCAACUUCAAAGUGGAGUUUGAAGUGAACAUCGUGGUCCUCCUGCACGACGACCAUCUCAUCACAGAGAACUUCCCCCUGAAGCUGUGCAGGAUGUGAACAUCCACAGGAGAAGCAGAGAAGGAUUUUCUGGGAAUUCCUCAGAGGGAAAGUGGAACUUUAUCCAUGCUUGACUUCAGCUGGAGCCACCUCACUUCCUUCUUCCUGUGGACACUUCUUGUGCUUCCACUUCCCUGUUAGCCUGGCCAAGACUUGGCCUCUCUGCAUUUCCCAAUCCUGCUGCCUUCAACAACCACGUUUUUCCCAAUUUUUCUCAGGCAAAUCCUGAAGGAAUCAUUCUGUAGCUUUCUACAGCUUGUAGAAGUAUUCAGCAAGUUCCUCUCUUGAUUUAAUUUUGUAAUAUUUGUUCCAAAGUCCUUUGAAGACCCCUUAAAACUCAUAAAUCCCAUUGUAGCCAUACUGGGAGGAUAUGGGAAUUGUGACACAAUGAGAAAUAAGGUCUUUGAAGGUCUAAAAAAUGGUGCUACAACUCUGGAAGGUGGUGCUGUGGGAUCUGUCCCAAGGUGGAUGGGAAAUGAAUUAUUUCAAAUCAUACCAAGGAAAUUUUGGUCAAACUGGGAACAGGAGUUGGUGUUGGAAGGAAUAAAUUAAUGUGUUACUGUACAACUUAAAGGAAAAGUAAUUCAGUAAGAAACAACCUUCCCAACACAAACGGGUUGUGGAUUUUGAUGUUGUUUUCAUGGAACAGCCACAACUUGUGGGUUUUCCAUUAAGUUUCCAUGUGGAGUAGAGGCAGGCUCAGUCUAUAUUAUGGAAAUUGGAAGUGUAAAGAUGAGCCUCUAAAAAGGCAAAAUUAAGAAAACUAAGAAAAA